Hirundo rustica (Barn swallow) is the source of this 2166-nucleotide messenger RNA. It is a transcript of the gene UBE2D3, whose product is annotated as ubiquitin conjugating enzyme E2 D3. Bases 260 to 703 code for a protein of 147 amino acids. Lineage: Eukaryota; Metazoa; Chordata; Aves; Passeriformes; Hirundinidae. Gene Ontology annotation, molecular function: ubiquitin conjugating enzyme activity. The transcript has 7 exons. Gene Ontology annotation, cellular component: nucleus. The record is from RefSeq and is a predicted model, not a curated record. Gene Ontology annotation, biological process: protein K11-linked ubiquitination; ubiquitin-dependent protein catabolic process.
GGGCGGCGGCGGGCGGAGCGCUCCCCCGGCAGCCUCACGGCCCCGCUGCCCGCAGGCAGGCAGGACUUCGGGCGGCCGGCCGGUCGGGCGCCCCCCAGGCUGUUUCCGGAGGAAGGAGAAGAGCAGCUGCCCCCUCCCCCCUCUCCGCCUUCCUCCCCGUUCUCCUCCUCCUUCUCCUCCUCCUCCUCCCUCCCGGCCCCCCGAGCGGAGCGCGGAGUCACCCCGGCGCGUAGACGGGCCCGGCACUCGCACACACACAAUGGCGCUGAAACGCAUCAACAAGGAACUUAGUGACUUAGCCCGUGAUCCUCCAGCACAGUGUUCAGCAGGUCCCGUUGGAGAUGACAUGUUUCAUUGGCAAGCCACAAUUAUGGGACCUAACGACAGUCCAUAUCAGGGUGGUGUAUUCUUCUUGACAAUUCACUUUCCCACAGACUACCCAUUCAAACCACCUAAGGUUGCAUUUACAACAAGAAUCUAUCAUCCAAAUAUUAACAGUAAUGGCAGCAUUUGUCUUGAUAUUCUAAGAUCACAGUGGUCUCCUGCUUUAACUAUUUCUAAAGUUCUCUUAUCCAUUUGUUCACUGUUAUGUGAUCCAAAUCCAGAUGAUCCACUAGUGCCAGAGAUUGCACGUAUCUAUAAAACAGACAGAGACAAGUACAACAGAAUAUCUCGGGAAUGGACUCAGAAGUAUGCCAUGUGAUGCUACCUUAAAGUCAGAAUAACCUGCAUUAUAGCUGGAAUAAACUUUAAAUUACUGUUCCUUUUUUGAUUUUCUUAUCCGGCUGCUCCCCUAUCAGACCUCAUCUUUUUUAUUUUUUUGUUUACCUCCUUCCAUUCAUGCACAUGCUCAUCUGAGAAGACUUUAGUUCUUCCAGCUUUGGACAAUAACUGCUUUUAGAAUCUGUAAAGUAGUUACACAAGAACAAUUGCCCAAGAUUCAGAUUUUUUUUUAAUGGAGCAUGUGUAUUAUGUGGCCAAUGUCUUCAUUCUAUCUUGGUUAUGAGGUUAAAAACAAACAUUCCUCACUGCUCUAACAGAUACUGAAGAUACCACCUGAAGGGGGGAGGGGAGAUGGAUGUGCAGUUUUCUCCCAUCAAAGAAGUAACAUUGCUGUAGCAACAUCCAUCUUGUUCCAAACCUUCCAGUGUUAGAGAACUGAGGUUUUAUUAUAUACUUUUGCUCAUAACUGAUGUGUCUGGAGAAUUGGUACUGAAUCUAUAGCAUCAGCAGAACAGAAAAUGUGAUGUAUCUUAUGCAUGUCAAUAAAGGAAUGACCAGUUCUUGUUUUACAGAGAAUGGAAAUUGGAAGUCAAACAUCCCUUGUAUUCCAAAAUAGGGUUUAAGAACAUUUUUGUAAUUCAUUUAAAUUUUGUUAGGAGGCUUGGAGCUAUUAGUUAAUCUGUCUUCCAAAACACUGUUUAAUAUAGCACUGAAUAAAUGAUGCAAGUUGUCAAUGGAUGAGUGAUCAACUAAUAGCUCUACUAGUAAUUGAUUUAUUUUCUUCAAUAAAGUUGCAUAAACCAAUGAGUUAGCUGCCUGGAUUAAUCAAUAUGGGAAACAAAAUCUUUUGUAAAAGCAAAGCUGGUUUUUGUAUAUACUGUUGGCAUUUGCCUCAUUGUUUAACAUCAAAUAAUGAUGUAAAGUUCAAUAGAGUGACUCUUCUGCCAUUUUCAGUUCUAAUGCUCAGUCUGUUGCAGGUUGGCACAUUGCUCGGCCUGGUGGAUGCAGAACUAAUAAGCUAACAUAGUCGUGUAGCCGUAGUAGGGGGCUGCACUCGGUGCUGGGAGCCCAGCGUUCAAGGAUGGACUUGGGACCCAGCAGAUCUGAAGUGGUGUGUUGUGGAGAUACUUCCUGAUGCACCUGUGUUUGCUGACUGAGAACCUUUUUCUUCACCUUGUACACUUGACAACUGAAAGAUCUUAAUGUGGGGGGUAAUGAUGAGGCAAAAAAAUUAUAAAAUAAAGUACUGUUUUGAUGUGGGAAUUGUCAUGAGGCUGUGUUGAAGUGACUUUACUAUGUGGGAUGUUCGUUACCAUUGAAAAGGACUUGUUCAGCCAUGCUGCCAUUUACAUUGAUGACUAUUUUAAUGCAACAGACACUUUCUUCAUGUCAGGUGACUAAACGUGAAUAAAGACUCAUUGCUAUUGGAUUUUUGUUCUACAA